Heterostelium album PN500 is the source of this 873-nucleotide messenger RNA. It is a transcript of the gene arcB, whose product is annotated as actin-related protein 2/3 complex subunit 2. Gene Ontology annotation, cellular component: actin cytoskeleton; Arp2/3 protein complex. Lineage: Eukaryota; Evosea; Eumycetozoa; Acytosteliales; Acytosteliaceae. The transcript has 2 exons. Gene Ontology annotation, molecular function: actin filament binding; structural constituent of cytoskeleton. Bases 1 to 873 code for a protein of 290 amino acids. Gene Ontology annotation, biological process: Arp2/3 complex-mediated actin nucleation; actin filament polymerization. The record is from RefSeq and is a predicted model, not a curated record.
AUGAUUUUAUUAGAAACAAGCAAUCGUAUUCUCUUUGACGAAGUAUUCAACUUCAAUGGUGAGAAGAGAAUCUACAAUAUUUUCGCAGACUUUGAUGGUGUCAAGUUCCACACUCACACCUCUGAGGACAAGCAACAACUCUUUGUCUCUAUUCAAUUCAAGGGUGCUGCUGAUCUCUUGAAGAACGGUGGUCAAACCUAUCUCAAGGCCGUCUACGGUCCAUUAUUACAAGCCAAGCCAGAGCCAGGUUAUGAUAUUACCCUCAUCAUUGAUGUCAACGCUCCAAACAAAGAGGAACUCGCACAUAAAGUCAGUCAAUUGAAGAGAAAUCUUAUGGCAGCACCAUUUUUGAUGGUAUUCGACGCUAUUGAAUCAAAGAAAGCAACACCAGAGAUUAUUUCUAUCGACUAUCGUAGUGACGAGUCAUUCUAUAUCAAAACACAAGGUGACAAUGUAACAGUUAUCUUUGAUAUCAUCUUCAAGGACUCUGACGAUAUCGUUUUGUCCAAGAUUUUCUUACAGGCAUUCGUCGACGUCAGAAAGACAUUGAAUAACGUACCAUCGGUUUCAUUCUCACAGAAGGACCCACCCUUAGAGUUGAAGGGUGUCCGUGGUGUCCGUGCCGGUGUCAACCACGGAUUCGUCUCGAUCAACUUGUUCCCAGGUCACAUCAAGAAGGCUCAAGAGACUGCCGACCUCAUCCAAACAUUCAGAGAUUACCUCCACUACCACAUCAAGUGCGCCAAGGGUUACAUGCACACCUCCAUGAGAAACCGUGUCGAUGGUCUCCUCCAAGUUCUCAACCGUGCCAAGCCAGAGCCAGUCAACACCGUCAAGCGUACAUUCAAAGGAAAGUUCUUCAAGCAAUCAUAA